UACUAUAUGUGUGCAAAGGCUAAGGCUAAGGCUAAGGCUAAGGCUAAAACUCCCCCUCACAAUCUGAAUGGCUAAGGUGGCUUUCUCUGCCCCCGCUGUUGGCAGUGCCCUCCUGCCCAAAGCCUCAUCCUGCUCUUUGAUCCCUCCCCGCUCCCGGUGCUCUCUCGCAUCAGUCACCGCCAGGAAGCCUACCGGAAUUCAUGCCGCACUUGGCGGAGGAGAUGGCGAGCUGAAGCGUGGUGAAAAGAAGAAGUUCAUCACCAGAGAAGAGGAGCCCGACCAGUAUUGGCAGACAGCAGGGGAGAGGGAAGGAGAGAAUCCCAUGAAGACACCAUUGCCCUAUAUCAUCAUAUUUGGCAUGUCCACCCCUUUCGUCAUUCUUGCCAUCGCAUUUGCUAAUGGUUGGAUCAAAGUGCCUGUCAGGUGAACCGUAUCAGAUUAGGGGUGAAAAUGAAAGAAAAUCCUAGUUUUAUUUAUUUUUCUGUUUUGCCUUUUAUCAUAUAUCGUUAUUAUUACUGAUGUUUUCCCUGAGAGAUGUCUACCCACUUUUCACAUAUUAUACUAUUGGAUCAUCAGUCAUGCUGUUCAAUUAAUUGUCGUUUGUAACAAGCUCCUCUAAACCUCACCUUCUCUGAGAAAUCCAAUUACACUUCCAAUUUACUAUA
Messenger RNA from Ananas comosus (pineapple), 665 nucleotides. RefSeq lists its product as uncharacterized. The transcript is spliced from 2 exons. NCBI's taxonomy places the organism in Eukaryota, Viridiplantae, Streptophyta, Magnoliopsida, Poales, Bromeliaceae. Gene Ontology annotation, cellular component: chloroplast. Bases 68 to 427 code for a protein of 119 amino acids. The record is from RefSeq and is a predicted model, not a curated record.